AUGUGGACUCCUGAGUCUGAUGCAGAUGUUCUGGUGAUCCAAAAACAGAGUUUUCAUGGGUUAGAGGAGGUCCCACUGUGUCUUAAUGUGGGGAAAGAGGUUGGUGAAGUUCUGUUCUGUGACAUGACUUUCGAGAUGUCACAGAACGGAUUGCGGGGCGUGAUGGAGGCCGGCGGCUUCCAGAGCCAGCUGCUGGCCGUCAUGGAGGUCCUGGCCAAGGCGGCCGUGGCCGAGAUAAACCGGCGGGUGGACGACAGCUGCGCGGUGCUCCGGCUGGAGGUGAGCCAGAGCCGACGGGACAUCGAGCUGCUGAAGAGCAAGUGUGAGGCGCUGGAGGCUGAUCUGAGGAGGAGCAGGAUGAGAGCCCGCAGGAAAGGUGCUGCCCCUUCUCCCUUCACUCCUCUAGUCCUUCUGACUGAAUCCCCACAGGGAAACGAAUUCUCCAUAUCCUUUAUGGACAUGCCACCCUAUGAUAAGCAGGAUGCGUGCAGCCCUCCUGCAGACGAGACACUUCCCAGCUCAGCCAAAGAGGCUUUUCCCAACGCGGCCAGCGCAGACUGGGACCCCCCGAUGGAGGUUGAGAAUGUACCUCAACAGUGUGCGGACGUGGAGGCUGCAGACGAAGCCCAGCACAUACACAUCAAAGAGGAGUUGAAGGAGGAGGACAUGUGGAGGACCGACCCAAAGGACAAAGAGAUCUCAGAAGGCGAGCAGCUGCCCCAGUUCGGGGCCACGCCCCCCCCCCAGGAGGACUUCUACCUGGAGAGCCACGGCUCGGCCCAAAACCCGGCCCACCCCGAGGCCCUGCUCUCCCCAGGGGAGCGCUACCAGGUUUAUCCGGAGCAGCGCGAGGAGUCUGCGGGGGGGGUGAAGCGCGAGCGGCCGGAGGGGGCCAACGGCACAGACCCCCGCUUUGUGGAGGAGGACGAAGAAGAGGAGGAGGAGGUGGAGGGGCAGCUGUGGUCCCCGGCCGGCCUCCCGUUCCCCGGGCCCCAGAUCGAUCCGGCCCCCGCCCGCUUCCCCCCCCGAUCUCACUCCGCCCUGCUGAGCGCGGCCAGAGCGAGGCGGCGUGCGCGGACGUUUGCCUGCAGGAGGCUGCAGCCGGAGGACGGGCCCGCCGCCCCCCCCCCGCUCGCCCCCCCCCGGCCCCCCCCCUCAACGCACGCCGACCCGGACGGGGAGCCGGCCGUCUCGCUGUUCAGGCCCGGCCACGGCGGCGUGGGCCUUGGCGUGGGGGUGGGGGGGUUCCUCUUGACCAGGAGGAUGCGGGCGGCGUGGCGGCCCGGCCACGGCGAGAAGCGCUUCAGCUGCACGUUCUGCGACAAGAGCUUCAUGCGCUUCAGCCAGCUGAAGGAGCACCUGCGCAGCCACACGGGCGAGAAGCCCUUCAGCUGCGCGCAGUGCGGCCGCAGCUUCACCAAGCAGUGCAACCUCAUCCGCCACGCCGUGGUGCACAGCGGCGAGAAGCCCUACCAGUGCGCCCAGUGCGGGAAGUGCUUCACGCAGCGCUCCAGCCUCAAAAAACACCCCAAAGGGGUCCAGAUCGAUGACCUGCGCUGCUGUGGGAACGCCACCGGUGAUUUGGGGUUUUCAGAGGCUCACCACAGGAACACACUCCCUCCUCCAUGCCUCAUUAAAUAG
Menidia menidia (Atlantic silverside) is the source of this 1641-nucleotide messenger RNA. The record is from the annotation of a GenBank genome assembly. Lineage: Eukaryota; Metazoa; Chordata; Actinopteri; Atheriniformes; Atherinopsidae.